CGGCGUGACUCGUGGAGGGCAGCGUCUCGGUCGUCGCGAUGUCUUUCCGUAGGGCCGUCGCAGCCGCGUGCGGGCUCGCGGGCGGCUCGGCGCUUCUGCUUUGCGCCGCCGAGUCGCGUGAAUAUUUCGGAGACAACCGCGGCGGACGUUCCAAAGCGGGAGUCGGUGUUCUUCACGCGGCUCACCCGAGCCCGUGGGCUCCGGGGAACCACAGCGUGCAGCCUAGCGGAUACGGAUGGGAUAACAACUGGGAUAAACGAGACCCCACCUCCAACCCGAGGAGGAAGGAGAGGAGCAAAGAGGAGAACAGCUCAGAGGCGGAGAACAGUAAACCCACAGCAACACGCCACAUCUUCCUCAUCAGACACUCCCAGUACAACCUCAACGGGAACAGAGACCGGGAGAAAACGCUCACUCCUUUAGGUCGCGAGCAGGCUGAGCUCACAGGGCAGAGGCUGGCAGCACUGGGUCUCCAAUACGAUGUGCUCAUUCAUUCCAGCAUGGCCCGGGCUACGGAGACCGCCAACAUCAUCAGCAGAUACCUGCCAGGGGUGGAGCUGGUGAGCUGUGAUUUGUUGCGAGAAGGGGCACCCAUAGAACCUGUACCUCCCGUGAGCCACUGGAAGCCUGAAGCUGUGCAGUACCACGAAGACGGCGCACGCAUUGAGGCAGCUUUCCGCCGCUACAUCCACCGGGCCGAGCCCAAGCAGAAGGAGGACAGCUACGAGAUCAUCGUCUGUCACGCUAACGUCAUCCGCUAUUUUGUGUGCAGAGCGCUGCAGUUCCCGCCAGAGGGCUGGCUGCGUCUGGGUCUGAACAAUGGCAGCAUCACGUGGCUGACGAUCCGCCCGAGCGGUCGCGUGGCCCUGCGAGCGCUCGGAGACUCUGGCUUCAUGCCCCCGGACAAGGUUACCCGCACCUGAUCCACCACCCUCGCCUGACCCAGUCUGGUCCGAAUGCUACUCCUCGGAGCAGAAGGCAGGGGUGCAUACUUGCUGGAAAUUUCUGGAAACUUUCAGAAAAAAGUUUGAGGCAUACAUGUAACGCAUUUAUAUUUUUAUUUUUUAAUGAAGAAUACACUUGUACAAGAAUCCCUGCAUGACUACAAUGAGUAUGUGGAAUUGCAUAUGAAACAUUUCUCUGAAAGGUGCUGAGUGUUUCUCCUCAAGUCUUGGCCUGCUGCUCCUUCAGUUGUCCCCAAGAGUCUUCAAAGUAAAUGUGAUGUUGCUAUUUUUGGGUAAAGUAUCAUUGUUCCUCAGGGCCUGGACUCACAGGGCAGCGUUAAGGAUGAGAUGAUGAUCUCAGACCGAGCAGUGCGCGACGAUGCCCUGUGAAUCCGGGCCUUACGCCCUCCGUUUUCUGAACCCAUCCUUGAAAAAUGUGGAGGGAAUGACACCAGCAAGUGUUUUAUUUAUUAGCGCUGUUCUAGGAAACCCUCUGCUCUAAAAACUCUUGGCUCUUUGCAGACUCUUCUGACUGGUGCAAAAGAGUUGUUUUUCAUGGGGUUUCACGCAAAUCCGAGGCCUUGACGUGAAGUUGGUGAAUGGUGUGUGGCUGUCUUCAGUGCCGUUUGUGAAUGUUUUCAGUUAGUUAAGAACUUGAAAUCAAAGAUUUUAUCAAGGCCAACACUCAGCAACGGUAGUGAAGUGUGUCGGCAUGCGCAAGUCUUUUGUAUGAAGCGCGCACACGAGUGAGGAUGCAGCAAUAGGACUUGUUCGAAAUGAUCAUUACCUUAAAGUUGGUGUGGUUUGAUUUUUGAUAUGAUUAAAACUUGGUCAGUAAGGUCACUGUCAGUUCUUUCAUUUCACCCAGAAAUAAAGCACAUUUAACAUUU
Messenger RNA from Electrophorus electricus (electric eel), 1834 nucleotides. It is a transcript of the gene pgam5, whose product is annotated as PGAM family member 5, serine/threonine protein phosphatase, mitochondrial. Gene Ontology annotation, molecular function: protein serine/threonine phosphatase activity. Gene Ontology annotation, biological process: peptidyl-threonine dephosphorylation; positive regulation of mitochondrial fission. NCBI's taxonomy places the organism in Eukaryota, Metazoa, Chordata, Actinopteri, Gymnotiformes, Gymnotidae. The record is from RefSeq and is a predicted model, not a curated record. Gene Ontology annotation, cellular component: mitochondrion.